AUGCGCGUGCGCGACACUCUCGGUAGUACUCAAGUCCUCGAGCCGGAUCCGGCAUGGUCAUCGGAGCUUCUCAAAGGCGUCAAGUUAAGCGUUGACGCGAUGGCCAUAUCCCCCGAGCCCAAGGAUGGCGCUGGCAACGAAGCCCUCCUCCUUGACACAGUGGGAACCGUCCUGCAGAUGGCGAAAAUAGCUCGGAUGAACGAGACUAACGAAGAGGUCAAAGUGUUCUACAGCCAUUUAAGCCUACACUGCUUCAGACUACAAGAGCACUUGACACGCGCGCGGCAAGCAUCGUCCCGUCUCAACGGAGAAUUGGUUAGCCAGGCUCUGAGCCACCUCGGUUCCCUUGUCCCCGAGAGUGGUCUUCACGAAUUACCCACAUACCCUGUCACACCAGAUUUUCGGCUCAAGAGGCUUUACCUGCACUGGGAAGAGGCAAGAAGGCGGCAUGACAGGACAGAACUUGAUUUCAUCUACCGUUGGCUGAAACCGGGGGUCUCAGAAGCGCAGAGACACGAGGUGGACAAGGCCUUGGAGGCUUGUGCGGACGAACUCGACAAGCAACAGCCGGAGCAACCCUCCCUCAAAUCUCUUCACAAAUAUGCUUCCACUGAGAUUACCGAACCACCAUACGCCGUCUGCAAGGCAGCCAAAUCGAUUUACGAUGCAUUGAUCAACUGCAAGGGCUGUUCAUGCCCUGAUCCACAUGACUUCAAGGCCAAGCUCGAACUAGGAACAUACCGAAGCCCCGCGAAGAAGCAGGUAGUCAAGCCUGCUAGGAGGCGAGCUCGAAGAGGACGCGGUGAGGAUGAUGCGAGUGGGGGCAUCGAACUCGACAUGUUUCUCUCCAUGGAGCGAGAUUGGCACGAAUUUCGCGUCCAGACUGUCAAAGAGAGGGCCGAGAGGGCUGUUCGGUUUGGCCCCUCAGUUGACGAUGCUCCAUGCCGUGGAGGUAAAAUCGUCGAGCAGUAUGCAAAGGUGGAGAGGCUAUGCAGGCCGAUUAUCAAGACGAAAACAAAGGCAUUGCAACGACUCGUCCUGAGGUUGAAUAGUGGCGAGCUUUUCGAGAUUGGCUUUGAGAAGAGCAACUUUCAGAUCGAUCACAACGCCGAGCCAAUCUCUUUAUCGCAAUGCUUCGAAGACCGACAGGACUUUUUCACGGAGAAGACCAAGAGAAUCCUCUCACUCAUCAUUGGGUACACGGUACUUCAUCUACACAGUACUUCGUGGCUCCAGCCUGGAUGGGGUUCAUCGAAUAUCAAGUUUUUCCAGACAACAUCUUGCAAGACUCCCUUGCGGCCUUUCAUCGAAGCGCAGCUACUAAAGGCUGGCCCUGAAUCUUUCGGAGACGACUUAGAGGACGAGGAUGACGAGCUAGAUUCGGGGCAUUGCUGUCCAGAAGUGGUGGCCCUAGCUGUUGUCUUAAUGGAGGUCUAUUUCGCCAAACCUUUCAAAAGAUUAGCGGCCAUGCACGACAUCCAACUGAUAGAGACGAAGAGCGGUCGCAUAACGCUCAUGGAUGUGGACCAAGUGUUUGAAGGAGACGAGGAAAAUGAAGAAGGAUGGCGAUCCCAGAUUCCCGAAGACUCACCUCUUCUAGAGGCCAUCGAUAACUGCCUAGAUGCAGAGUUGUGGGAGGACGAGGAAGGACAGCCCCUCGACAGUGCAACACUGAGGUCGCUCAUUUAUCAAAAGGUUGUCCGGCCACUCGAACUUGACUUGACCAACGGCUUCCGCAACAUUCAACUGGAUGAGGUCGACCAAUACGCCAGGAAUCUCGACUUUGGAAAAUGGGGUCAGCCCAUGUUUACUCAAGAAUCAGAUGGCCGGACCGGUUUGUUGUGCCCUCGGGAGGUGUUGCCUGUCCGCUCUCCUUCACCUGGACCAUUCGCCCUGCUUUCCCCAGGCCAAAUUGCUAUUGGACCUGAUGGAUGGAAAUAUAUGCAUCACGCUUCACGACUGCAUUCUUUCGCUUCAAUUUCUACACCAGAUACGGAUUCGAUGUCGAGUUCUCCUUUUGACUACAAGGCAUUCCAACGCCUUCGACUACGGAUGUUUGAUAUCUACGAUACAGCUGCUGACGUUACCGCUCACAGGACCGAUAAGUACAUAAGAUGGAAAUCUGAAUACGAACAGGUCUACAAGAAAUUCGUUGGCAACUACCUUCAGAACCCUCCGUCACAGCCGGUAAAGAUUGCGGUUCUCGACACUGGCAUCGAUAGAGACCAUUUUGUCUUUGAAGCCCGCGAGGAAAACCUCAAAGGCAAGAAGAACUGUUACAACGAAUCUCAGAAGAACGUACCAGAUACCCAUGGGCAUGGCACAUUUACGGCCAAUCUUAUUCUGGACUAUGCUCAAGAUGCUAGUCUCUACGUUAUUAAGAUCGCGGGCAAGGAGAAUACGAGACCAGAUGCGAAGAUCGUGGCCAAUGCCAUCAACCAUGCUAUAGAUAAAUGGGACGUCGAUAUCAUCUCCAUGUCGUUUGGGUGGCCGUCUUCUGACUUUGACGGCUAUGAUGCUCUUCAAACCGCAAUCGACAAGGCAAUGUCUAGGAAAGUUCUCAUGUUUGCUGCCGCCGCCAACUCAGGCGGUCGACUAGGCCGGGCAUACCCUGCCAGCAGCUCGCAAGUCAUCUGCGUGCACUCGACCAAUACAAACGGGAGUGCGUCUGACUUUAGCCCGACGGCCGAGCCCAAUGCCAUCAACAUUGCGACGGUCGGCGAGUCGGUUCAGUCAGCGUGGCCCAUGCUGCUCUGCCAGAACAAUAACACAGGUUACAUGAUGUCCCGAUCCGGCACAUCCUACGCGACUCCCAUUGUUGCUGGCAUGGCGGCGUUUCUACUUCAAUAUGCGCGUCUGCAUCUCUCUGAGGGCGAGGCACUGGCGCUGAAGCGGAGGGAGAAGAUGGAGGCCCUACUAAGGAGAUGUGCCGUACGGGGGCCAAGUUAUCAACCUAGGGAUGGGUACUUCUUUGUUCAUCUGAGUUUGGAUAAGCAUAAUCUGUUUGGAGGGGAGUUGGAUUGGGUCAGUUAUGAGAUUUCAAGGGCAUUAAAGACAUAG
Fusarium vanettenii 77-13-4 is the source of this 3060-nucleotide messenger RNA. RefSeq lists its product as uncharacterized. NCBI's taxonomy places the organism in Eukaryota, Fungi, Ascomycota, Sordariomycetes, Hypocreales, Nectriaceae. Gene Ontology annotation, biological process: proteolysis. Bases 1 to 3060 code for a protein of 1019 amino acids. The transcript has 3 exons. The record is from RefSeq and is a predicted model, not a curated record. Gene Ontology annotation, molecular function: serine-type endopeptidase activity.